Molecule: messenger RNA, 6219 nt
Organism: Dendronephthya gigantea
Lineage: Eukaryota; Metazoa; Cnidaria; Anthozoa; Malacalcyonacea; Nephtheidae
Product: WD repeat-containing protein 81-like
Exons: 21
Coding region: 85-5754 (1889 amino acids)
Biological process (GO): aggrephagy
Cellular component (GO): mitochondrion
Molecular function (GO): phosphatidylinositol 3-kinase regulator activity; protein binding
Source: RefSeq, a predicted model, not a curated record
UCGAAAGAGAUCAUUUUAUUCCGGAGUUACAGUGUUCUGCCUUGAGAAUUUUUUUUUUGUCUGCAUGAAACAUUUAGGCGCUGAAUGGGAUGUCAAUUGUCUCUUCAGCAAGGUCUGUAUUUGGCUGCGAACGAGCUAGGUUUUGACGAAGCUGAUUUGCAAGAAUGGCGUAUGAAAGAUCACCACAUUGAGUGCUUAGCCUUAGUUGAAGGGAAAUGGUUGCAAGAACUUUGUGAUGGUGUGUAUACUAAGCCAAACAGUUAUUCUGGAACUUCAUAUGAAAGAUUUCUGUUACUUCAGAGAUCAAAUAAUGAAGUACCUAAGCCAUGGAAACGGGUAGUUCUGAAAAUCUACAAUAAACCAUUGCAGUCUUUCAGGAUUCCAAAAGUCCCAUGUGACCACAACUUUCCAUGCAGCGACACCUUUGCUGAUUUGAUGUCAUAUGUGUCAACGGAAAACUUCAAGAAUUAUUUGCUGCAAUCUUCAAAAAAAUACAGCAGUACACCACAGAAUGGCGAUGGAGAAAUUGAAGAGAUUUCCGGAGAGGACAUUCUACGGCGCUUUGCCAAACAUUUGUUCAAUUUGGAAAUCAUCAAGCUCGGCAAAGUGUCUCGUGACGAAUCCUCAGAUCUCAAAGUUAACAUCUCCAACUCAGUGGAAAAGUUGCCUCCCAAAGAAUCGUUUGAGUUGUCAACUGAAAAAAACUUCUCUGGUCUCUUGUCGAUUUACGGAAUACUGGAGAGCAAAAGCGCGUAUUUCGUUUUUGAGCCGUUUGCCCCUCAUUCGUUGCAAGACGUUGUUUGGUUCAGUCCUAGUGUUAUAUCGUCCACGAUCACGAAGCCUUUAUUCCUGUUGUAUCAAAUCCUUAAAAUGUUUGAGACGUUUCACGCUUUUGGUUAUUAUUGUACGGUAAACAGCCUUCAAAAUAUCAUGCUUGGGAAUUGCCUUUGGCUUCAUUUAAGUGCGAGCAGUGCCAACGUCGGUGAUUUGACGCCUGAGACCAAGAAACCCACGAAAAGCGCGGAACAAGGUUCUCCGGUAAAACCCGAGUCGGACUCAAAAGAGAUCGGCGCUUGCGAGGUGUCGUCUCCAUUUCAAAAUUGCGGUCUACCAGAGUUAAUUGAUAUGUGGGUUAAGAAGGAAAUAAGCAAUUUUGAUUAUUUGAUGGCUUUGAACAAGCUAGCCGGACGCCGACUUGGUGACCCCAACUAUCACCCUGUGCUCCCUUGGGUCACAGACUUCACGUCGCCCAGUGGCAAAUACCGUGAUCUGACAAAAUCGAAAUUUCGCAUCAACAAAGGCGACUUCCAAUUGGACAUCACGUUCAAAAACGUCGCAGAUUCCGAUGAGGACGUUACCGAGAAUCCGCCGCAUCACGUCUCCGGAGUCCUUUCCGAGAUCACGUAUCACGUGUAUCUUUCACGUAGGACCCCGAAAAGCGUGCUCCAAAAACACGUUCGCGCGAAAUGGGAGCCAAACGAGUAUCCCGCGAACAUGCAACGCCUGCAAGAAUGGACUCCAGACGAGUGCAUACCCGAGUUUUACAGCGACCCUACAAUUUUCAAAUCAAUCCACCCCGAUCUGCAGGACCUUGGUAUACCGCCCUGGGCUAAAAGCCCGGAGGACUUUGUACGGUUACAUCGCAAAGCGCUCGAAAGCGAGUACGUUUGUGCUCACUUGCAUGACUGGAUCGAUUUGACGUUUGGGUAUAAGUUGGUCGGGCUUCCUGCGGAAAAGGCGAAAAAUGUGUAUCUUCAUUUAGUUGAUCAGCAUCAGACGAUUACCAGUCAUGGUGUGGUGCAGUUGUUCGAGCAACCGCACCCAAAACAACAUCGACAUCACGACAUGGUUUUGUAUCCAUCCAUGGUCAAUCUGGAAGAUGGCCUUGAACAUGAGAUGAGGGAUGUCUCCAACGAAGGUCAGCUUGGUUUCGUUGAAGAGGGCCAGGCAGAGUACACGUGCGAUGAGGUCUCACCAAGUUCAUGGGAUGAGCUUGAUUAUGACAUGAAAGUUGAAACGGGCGAAGACGAACUGAAUGCUUCUACGAGUUUCAAGAAAUUGUUGCCACGCCCUACUUUUCCUGCCUUUUUGAGAUUCAAAGAUCCCGUUGAGACGACAACUGACAUUUUGAAAAGCAUCGAUAGUUUGCCGAUAUCGCUGCCGAUAGGUUAUGGUCCGCUCGAGGAAUUUGAUCAAGUGGAGCUGCUUACCAAGUUCAAGAUGCAAACGAAGCAGAACGGUCAUCCUGUCGCAAAAAAUACAUCAGCAAAUGACCAGGUGGUAAAUUCGCAAAGACUGGAAUUUCCAGAUUCAGCUCGCCACAAUGAAAUUCAAAACAUUUGCACGAUGUUGAUGGAAAUGUUUCUUCCUGCGAAGAUGAGACUCUUGCCAUGUGAUUUGACACAGAAAGAGAGAUUCCACAUGGCCAAAAAAGUGUUCAGCGCUGGAAAAUUCGCCAUUCCAGGAAUUCUUCGCGAUGGAGUAAAAACGUUAUUCGAGGAAGGCUGUGGUCUUCACAAACGUCACGGAUUUCCUCCAUUAACCCCCGAACUGUUACUUCAACAACAUGUGAACAUUAUACCAUUCCCGUCAUACUUCAAAAAGCUUUACGAAUUCCUUGUUGAAUUCAAUCUGGGUAACCCAGAAACCAGUAGCUUGACUAAGAGAAACAAAAAUUGCGAAAAUUUUGCUUUGACAAACAACCUUAGCGAUCUUUCUUACAUUUCACGGCAAGUCGAAAUCGCUGUUCGACAUCUACCGGAUUUGCUUACGGAUUUGAACGGCGAGGGACUUGAUCUGUUGAUAAGCUAUUUGAGACCGUUAUUUGCUAACGAAAACACUCAACUGCAAGCGUUUUUACAUCUGUUUGAACCACUGGCGGCGCGUUUGGGACCACAGCGAACAAAAAAGACAUUCCUGAAGCAAUUGCUGAAGCAUUACGAUGUACGAGCGAGCAACGCUUCGGUUUUACUCUUUCAUCAGUCGUUCUUGUCGAAACUAAUCAUGCGAUUUGGCAUGGAUCAGUUUCUUGACCAUUUUCUUUCCUUUAUCGUCGAUGCAUUGAACUCAUCAAACAAAGACCCACAGGUAAAUGUGGAUACCUGCAGUCAAGAAGAGGUACAAGGAGCUGUUCUUGAAGAUGACAAGGACCCCGUUCAGAGUGAUGCAGGGGAAGCACAAAACGAACUUAGUGAGAAAUCCAGUGGUGAAAAUGGUGAAUCUAGUGGUCAAAAUAUUGAACACGCGAACGAAUCUGGUGAUGUAAGCGAUAAAAGUAAAAAUCAGGCGUACAGUAAACCAGGGAUCGCCGCUUCUAGACCGUCAGAAAAAUCGAGUGGGAUUGCAGAAGCUGGUGAUCAAACAUAUGAAAGCCGUAAGGACGCUACUGCGAACUUUGAUGAAAAUACCUGCAUAGAAAAUUCUGGAAAAGAAAAAUGUGACCGCUUGGAUCCAGAGCCGGGUGUUGACACGACUGAUUGUGCUUAUGAUAUUAACUUUUCCCCAAAAUCAGGGAACAUACAAGAAGACUUCUUGAGUGACGAUGAAGAAGAGUAUGGCUACGAAAAUGACGUGGAUGAGGACGAUGACGAAGUUGGAACGAUUGAAAAAAACGAUGCCAUCUUUAACCGGUCGUUUCCGGCCGUAGCACGACGAGACUCCGAUGAUGACUGGGAAAGAAUUGCCGAUUCCGACUUCAGUUUGGAACGGUCCGUCUCGUUUCACUCGGAGCAUUUGGAAGACGACAAGGAGGACGUAGAAAUAAUAGAUAAUGCUAUGGAGCGUGAAAUACCCGAAGCUGCCGCAGAAAGCAUUUGUUGUUUCACACCAAGGCUUGGACCACUGCUGACAUCGAAUCACAUCAUUAAACCGCUUUUAGGUUUGCUGGUGAAAUGUUAUGUUAACGUUGUUGGAUUGGGCGAUAAAGGAAUGCUGAUUGGGGACACUAAUGCUAAGUGGAUAUUGCGUUGUAUAAGGUCUUGUGCCGAAGUUUAUGGCGAGGCUGUUGUUGUUCAUCAGUAUUUGCCUUUUGUUAUGUCUAAGAUCAAUAUCUCGUCAGAGCACGUGAGUGUGAAAGGUGAAGCAAAUCUUGCUGGAGCGCUUGUUCUUGUCAGGGAAUAUAUUACUUGCAUUUCCCAAGAUUCAUUGCUGCAACAGUUUGAGAUGCUCUGUUAUCAAGCUCUGGAUCUGGUCCUUUGUUUAAUAUCGUCUGCGACGAUAACUUUUGCAAGCGAAGCUCCUGCGAGGACCUUCCUCGCCUUGCUCAUCCUCGAUAUUCUUCAAGUUGUAUGCGAAAUCUUUGAGCGACCUUCGGCCCAGGACCUUCUCUCGCCUCUGAUCGCCACAUUGUUUUCCUGUUUCGAAUUUGGUUCCACUCCUACGUCCCCAAACAAAGACAGCUCGCCAGGGCAGCCUUGCGCGGACGAGAUACGCGAAACUUUCAACGCAUCGUUGGCGUAUAACUUGUACAUCACCCUGUGUAAAUGCCUCGGGGACACUUACAUGACGGCGACUUUGGAUAAGAACAACGAGAUGAUAUGGCAGUUGUGCUGUUCGGUAGACAAAGCAUUGUCUAAUCACACGCCGAAGGCAAUGACACCUACGGACACAGAACCUAAACUGAAGCCGUUUGAUUCAGAAAGUAGCUACUUGGCUGAGCCAGAAACUCGAAAGGCCGCGAAGAGUGCUAGCCUCGAACGAAGUGAUGCUUUUCAACAGGAAAAAAGAGCAAAAACGACAUUUGUAUCGUCGAGACAACAUUUGACUGGGAACUGGUUGAAGUAUUGGAAGAGUCAUUUAGGAAAAAGAAAAAAGAUUGAUGGAAACUCGUUUUCACAACUGAAGCUUCAAACUUUCGCUGGACACAGUGAUGUUGUAAAAGAUAUCCAUAUUCAGGACAGUGAACAUCUGUUUCUCUCCGCCAGCCGUGACAAAACUGUCAAACUGUGGCUACUCAAUAACCAUGGCGACGGAACUGGCCAAUCAGCGUGCUCCUGGACAACGUACGAUCAUCGUAAGCCAGUCUUUGCUGUUGAUGUCAUAGACGUUAUGAGACAGGCAGUUUCGUGCGAUGGAUCUGUUCAUUUUUGGGACAUACCAACAGGGUCGUCCGUUCUUAAACUCAAGUUUCAGAAAAGCAAAGAAGCGGUUGCUAUGGCAACCCUGCCAUGUCCCAGUCCUUGCUUGGUCACUGGGAUGCAAAAUUCAACUGUCAGAUUCAUUGAUUCUCGUGAAGGUAACUUUGGACACACGUGGAAAGUAACCAGCAACGGCCUCGCAGGUAAUAUCCGAAGUCUGUGUGUGACGCAAGACGGUACGUCCAUGGCUGUCGGAUUCUCCAGUGGAUCUCUGUCAUUGGUUGAUCUUCGAGGAGGAAUUCUGACCAGGCAAUGGAAAGCACACGAGGCUGAAAUUAUACAGGUUAAACCCUACACGAAUUCAAGUUAUGUUACGUCAUCAUCGACCCAAAAGAUGGAGUUAUGGGGAAACGAUGCUGUUUCGCUGUGUUCACUUCCCACUGUCACCGGCUCAGGGGAGACGAUUCAGAGCAUCCAAAUUCACGACAAGGUGAUCGUUUCGUUGGCUGGAAACAAUCGCAUAGCGUGGCAUACGUUCACUGAUAAAGAGCCAACGUAUACCCACCUUCGCCUUGGUAGUGAUGUUUUUAAGGGGAACAUGACAUGUUUUGGAGUUCUUCCACUAAAUAGAGGUUAUCUCCUGGGCAGUGACAAUGGUAACAUCACGCUGAUGGGAUAGAUCUUACAUCUAUAUAUUGCAUGUUAUGUCAUUGCGAUGUGAUUCGCGUUCCGCGUUUGUUGCUCCCUCGAUUUCAUUUUUCUUUUGAAAAAUUUUCCAACUAAGUUGAGACAGUCGUUUCCCGAUGAUCCAUCAGGAACGAUUUGAUUAUUUUGAUAUUCGUUUUAAAUUCGUAAUUGAAAUUUAUACAGAGUUUGUUCAAAUUUAUCACCAUAAAUCACCAGAAUGAUCUGCGAGGUAAAACGUCUAGUCCAGAAUACACGGAUCUAAUCCUGAAUCUAAUCCUUCGAGUUUAGUAGUUUGAUAAGAGUUAAGGUCAGAUUUAGGAUUAUAUGCAGGAACUUUGCAACAAACAUUUUAAAAUAACCAGCGUUUAUUUCAUGUGAUCUUUUAAAGCAAAUUGAAUCAAAAGUAAAUUAAGACCUCGAUAAAACUCCAUAGGAUUUCAUCGAAUGACAUUUAGUA